Messenger RNA from Cetraspora pellucida, 2375 nucleotides. The record is from the annotation of a GenBank genome assembly. Lineage: Eukaryota; Fungi; Glomeromycota; Glomeromycetes; Diversisporales; Gigasporaceae.
GUGGCGAGGAUCUUGAAAAAGAGAUAUUAAGAAGCAGUGAUGGAGGUGAAAUAAUCAUGGAAACGAAAACGUUUGACACUCCUAUAACGGACUUCUUUUACAUUAAUGGCACUACAAAAAUUCUUAUUCGUACGAAUGAUCAAAUUUGGAAAAGUGAUGACGAAGGUCGUUCAUGGAAGCUUAUCGAACAACUUAAAGGCGUUAAAGUUCUUGCUAUGAUCAAAAAUCAUUACUUUGCAGAUAAUAUAUACUUUAUUACACUGUCUGAGCAACAAUAUUAUACUACUGAUGCUGGCGAGAAUAUAGAGAGUAUGACGGUUCCUAAUCGACCUAAUACUCUUGGGUUACCAAUUUUAGACUUUCAUCCUAAGAAGGAGGGAUGGCUUAUAUAUACUUCCAACGAAAGAUGUAAUGAAACAUCUUCAUCUGAGUGUGCUGCGGCACAUUAUACAACGAAUAAUGGGUUAAAGUGGAAUCCACUUGAUAAUUAUGUUAAAAUUUGCUCGUGGGCACUCGAUACCAAAUUUGUUGUUAAUGAUGAACAACUUAUCUUUUGUGAAUCAUAUAAAUAUAAAAAAGGAUCACAAAAAACGCCUAUCAACAAUCCACUUCAAUUAUGGUCAUUUAGUAUCCUUGAUACAAAUAUAACUAAAACUAAACUGUUUGACAAUAUUGCUGGAUUCGCUACUUUUGAACAAUAUAUGAUAGUCGCCGAGGCGCGUAUCUCUUCAUUAAAUUUAAUAAAUAUCUCGCAAUCUGCUCAAGGUCUUCGUUUAUCGGUGUCCUUGGAUGGCACGAAUUUUACUGAAGCAAAGUUCCCAGUUAAUAUGCAAGUAGCAAAAAAUACCUUCACAGUUUUAAAGUCCGUCACCUCUUCUAUUAUACUACAUGUUACCACAUCAUCUCAAAACCUAUGGGGGACUAUUUUAAAAUCAAAUUCUAACGGAACCGAUUUUGUUCAAUCUUUGGAGUUUGCGAACUGUAAUGAUUUAGGCUUUGCUGAUUUUGAAAAGAUGAAAGGAAUUAAUGGAAUUGCUUUAGCAAAUGUAGUCAGUAAUGUAGAUGAGUUAAAUAUGGGUGGUACUAAGAAAAAAAAAAUGAAAUCUAGAAUUACGUUUAAUGAUGGUAGUAUUUGGGAACCAUUAACAAAACCUGUUAAUGACUUGAAUGGUAAUUCAUAUAAUUGUAGUAAUUGUUCUUUACAUCUUCAUGGCUAUACUGAACGCAAAAUUCCUAGAGAUGCUUUUAGCUCUCUAUCUGCUGUGGGUUUGAUGAUGGGCGUAGGAAAUGUUGGAGACUAUCUAACUUUCUACUCGGACGGGGAUACUUUCUUAACUCAAGAUGCCGGUAAAACAUGGAUUGAAGUAAGAAAAGGAGCUCACUUAUUUGAAUUUUGUGACCAAGGGGCCAUUUUGAUUAUGGUAGACGACGAAGGACCUACAUAUAAUUUCUUGUAUUCGCUUGAUACGGGUAAAUCGUGGCAACAAUAUAAUUUCACAGAACCGACGAAGCGUGUUCGAGUUCAUGCCAUUUCAACUUACCCCGGCGGUAUCAGUAAUAAAUUCCUUUUACAUGGGAGUUAUGAACGCGAUUCGAAUAAAGAAGUUAUCAUUUAUCUCGAUCUUUCUGCCAAGCUGCCCAAAACAUGCACUGCAUCCGAUUUUGAAGACUGGUUGCCACCUCGUUCAGGAGAUUCUGGAUGUUUCUUUGGCGAAAAUAUUAAAUAUCGUCGUAAAAUUUCCAGUCAUACGUGCUAUAUUGAUGAUGAAAUCAUACAUCCUAUUGUAACUUCAAAUUGUUCUUGCACUAUUCAAGAUUAUGAAUGUGACUACAAUUAUAUCCGUAAUGAUAAAGGAUCGUGUGUAUUAGCGCCCAAUGUCGAAUCUUUAGAGUCCAGCAUGGAGGAACAAUGUGCCAAUGGGGGAACAUAUUGGUACAAGCCAUCUGGCUACCGCAAGAUUCCUAUCUCUAAAUGUUCGGGUAGUGAAGAUCUUUCAAGAAGUAAAGAAUCUUGCCCUAACGCAUUGUCUGCACUGUUUGUGGUUUUAUUUGUCUUGUCAUUUUGUAUCAUUGUAGGAAUGUUUGUAGCAUAUGUUGUGUACAACAGACGCAGUCGUUAUUCUGGAUAUUCAACAACAGGGCGUAUUCGUUUUAGAGACCCUUUAAGCACUAUAUUGUUAUUGCUUUCAAGCAUAUCAUCAAUUGUUAUGGAUCUCAUUUCAUCGAUUUCAUCGAUUAGAGUACCAACAUUUAUUUCACGAUUCUUUUCAGGGAUUUCAACACCAUCUUCACGUUCUAGAUAUCAAUAUAGUCCUUUGUCACAAGAUGAUAAUCAUCUCGAAGUCACGUUAGAUGAUUACAUUGAUGGCGAAUAA